UUCCACAGAAGAAAAACACCGCGCAAUUCUCAACAAUGUCAACAAAGCGACCGCCUGCCUGUUUGAAUGUUGUAUCCCAGACUUUAUUUGUCUUCGUGCUGCUUUUGAAAGAAGAAGCCGCAUGCAGUGUUGUGUUUCAACCAUCAUUCCUUGUUGCGUCUGGUGCAAGAGCAUCUGCCUUUUUGGUUGGAAACGUGUCUGACAUCUCCCUGACCAUCAGCAGUGUCACACCCUCCAAUACAACAGGGCGCCUCCCUCUUCCUUCCUGCGUGCCGUCCUCUCUGGCUCAGUGGAAUCUCUCACAGGAGAUAAUAGGAAAGUUUCAGACUGCCCUGCUGGUGCAUGUAAGUCUGAACCGGACUCUGCAGCUAUGUGGGAACAAGACAGAGUGCUGUGCCCAGCCACUGUGUGUGGGAGAGACUGUGAGGGUGUCUGCAUGUCUGGGCAAUGUUCCUCUGUCCUCUCUCGUCAUUCAAGCUCAGAUCUAUGCUCAGCUGCCCCCUGCUGGCCCUGUGUCAGAAAAUAAGACAGUCAUUCCUAAUCAAGUGUUCCAGCCUUUGGGACAUUGCCCAUGUGAUCUGUCACCAGGAGAGUGUGAUGUACGUUGCUGCUGUGACCAGGACUGUACUCCUGAGUUGCUGUGGCUUUUUGCCGGUCACUGUCUCCCUGGUCCAUUUGGAGGGAGUAUCAUUCUUGCCCCAGAAUAUGACUGUGCCUCCCAGUCUGCUGAAAAUGCUCCUGAUUGGUUCCCAUUUCUCUGCGUCACUUCUCCUUCUGAGAACAACCCCUUUUUAGGGCUCUUCUACCAUGGGCAGACCGUUUUUCCAAAGCCUGCUCCAUCUUUCCAGGCUCAGCAGGUGGCACCUCCUGUACCUUCCACACACUACCGCCAGGGGGAGCCAAUCCUCACUACAGACAACCAGUAUUUUACAAUCCCACAGGUGUCAUUGCUGGGGCAGUGUUUAGAGAGCGCUCCAGUAGCCUUCCUGCAGGACUUUGAGGCUGUGUGUGUGAGGACUCUUCAGGCCUGUCCUGCUGCUCCAGCAGAUCUGAGAGUGGCAGUGAGAGAUGGGCUGGGAGGAGUGGUCACAGUCAAUGUUGUGGAUGAAGUGACCACAGACUUAAGCUCGUUUGUGUCCAGUCCUGCUAAACUUGAGUCUGCAGGUCCAGAGCUGGUGGCUGAAAGACAGCUGUGUGUAAAUGUGGUCCUUGCAUUAAUGUACACACUCGACUGGAGAGGGAACGGACUCACUGCCAUCAAUCUGAUCCGACGCACUGGAAACGUCACACUCAAUGCAGCAGUGUCUCUGACCACUCGAUAUUCUGCAGUGUUUGUGAAUGGGAAUGUAACAGCACAGCCGAACUCAGGCAACCCAGGUUAUCAGGUGGGACGGCCUGUGAUUGGUGGAUUUUCAGACUCUCCUACAGGAGCCAUAGAGAGAGCUGCAAUCAGCCUCUGGCAAGCAGUGGGAGAUGGCCUAUGUUCCUCAGCUGACGUAAGACCAGUUUUAUAUGGACUGAACUCAACAUCUGGGUGCCUGAUGCCUGUCAGCCUGCUCAGUCUCACCCAAUGCAGCCAGCUCAGAGAAACAGUACGCUCUGUUUUGGCUGGGCUGGUACCGGCUUCACUGGUCUCCAGGACAGGAACGCCUGAUUUGUCCUCUCUGGCCACCUGGACCAACAUCACCACUGUAGUGCAGAACUCCAGUCAGCCAGCAGGGGGCUUCAGUGGAUCUUGUUCCAGAGUUCCAGCUCAUCUGCACAUCCACAUCAGGAGUGUGAUCAUGGGAAUGGUGGGGGGUGUGCCGCAGAAGAUGAUCCAAGCAGUAGAGUUGAGUUUUAAAGAAACUACAUGGAGUUUGGAGUGUGAUGCGAUUGAGGGCAACCCCUGUGUAAAUCCACACCUGACGCAGUCUUUCCCUGUAACCUCUUCGGUGACCUUUACUGAUACACUUAUCAGUACACAACCGCCUAAGUCCAGGUUCCGCAUAAACUUUACAGAGUUUGACUGUGAGAGGAAUGAUGUGUGUUGGCCUGAGCUGGCAUUUCCCCUGACACCCUACUAUACUGGUGAGCCGUACUCACAGGCUCUGGCUAAAGGACUGAUCCUCGUCUUCUUCUUCAUCGCAGCAUCUGUGUUAGGAACACCAUGGAGACAAAUCAGACAGGCGUGGAGUAACACUUCACUCUGACAGCUGUGUGUGUGUGUGUGUGUGUGUGUGUGUGUGUGUGUGUGUGUGUGUGUGUGUGUGUGUGAGAGAGAGAGAGAGAGAGAAAGUUUCGGUGAGAGUACACUGUAAGUAUACUGAGAGUAUACUGAGAGUGUGACUUUAUGAAUGACUGUAAAAGAGAGAAGGACAUAUUUUAUUAUGCAGCUUUCUCUUGCUUUUAGAAACCAAUAUCUUCAGCUUCAGUUGGAGUUGAUGGACAGCUCAGACAUGCUGUAGACACUUUAAUUUGUUAUUUUGAGAACUCUCUUCUACAUGAUUGUAAGAACUGAGACCUAGUAGAUAUUUGUAUAUGAUGUUAUUUAUUGUGUUGUGUUCUGUUCUGUUCUCUUUUUUACUGAAUCUUUUGUUAAUAAACUCUUUAAACUCUU
Pygocentrus nattereri (red-bellied piranha) is the source of this 2599-nucleotide messenger RNA. RefSeq names its product tectonic family member 2 (gene tctn2). Gene Ontology annotation, biological process: cilium assembly; smoothened signaling pathway; protein localization to ciliary transition zone. The transcript has 18 exons. Gene Ontology annotation, cellular component: MKS complex. The record is from RefSeq and is a predicted model, not a curated record. Bases 36 to 2192 code for a protein of 718 amino acids. NCBI's taxonomy places the organism in Eukaryota, Metazoa, Chordata, Actinopteri, Characiformes, Serrasalmidae.